CCCGGCUUCGGCCCGGUGGGGCAGGGGACCAUACAGCCAACCAAAGAAAACGUACAGGGAUCAGUGUUUACGCCAAGGCAAAGGGUGAUCGCUUCUCGGAUCCCCAUUUGGCCCUUGAAGCUGCAUUGUGCAUUCAGUGAAUACCUGGAACCAACCAUUCGGAGCAAGUUCCGUACAGACUAUGCACUGAAAUGAGCUGAAGCGAGGCACCUACCGUGUUUAGUCUUUCCUGAAGCAUUAUUACGGUGCAAGUGACCAUCAAAGGGGCUAGUCGCGAUUUGUACAGCGGGAGCCCAAGGCUAGGUCUAUGGUUCUGCCAGAGAACCAUCUAGCGCGAUAAAAAAUAGCGGUAGAAUCAUGCCCUUGAGCCUCUGAUUUUCUACGAUCUUCGGAUUCUUGUCACAUAUGUCGUCGACGAUACAUCCUGGCCUUCUUGAUUGUGACCUUUGGGCACGAUGAAGCCAGAGUUGCGAGAGACCUGGACGCCCGCCAUUAAUGUCCUCACCUGGUUCAUGCUGGUGACUGCUAUCCUGAGUGUCCUUACUCGUUUGGGUACAAAGUAUUGGAUCUUUCGCAAAUUAACAGUCGAUGAUGUCCUGAGCAUCACUGCUCUGAUGGCCUGUGUUGGUCAGUCCAUCGCAGUUUCCUUGGCUACCGAAGCUGGGCUCGGCCAGCAUUUUCUUCCAUUGAAUUCAUCUGAUGUGGAAAAAAUGAUGAAGGCUCAAUACGCCGCAAAUAUCUUCUUCGUUAUCAGCAUGUGCUGUUCCAAACUCGCCCUAAUGAUGUUCAUCCGAAACCUGUCACCCGCUUCUCUCGAUCGGCAAUUCGCUCUUGGGCUAGGGAUAUUCAUCGUCUUAUGGGCGAUUACAGGCAUUUUGACGGCAGCUUUCCAGUGCCACGUCCCGAAUACUUGGGAUUACAUCAAUGGAAAAUGCUUUGAUUUGGUUGCAUGGUGGAAUUACCUUGGAAUCACGAACAUUUUAUCCGAGGGUGGAAUCAUUGCCCAGGCACUAUUGGUAAUUAUUCGAGUCCAGGCGGAUGUCCACAAGAAGAUCGUUCUAGGCAGCGUCUUCUUAUUUCGAGUGGUUGUGGUUGUUGCGAUCAUUUGUCAACUGGCUUACGCAAAGGAUACAAGAGGAUCAGGAGAUCCAACAUGGGACACAUGGACCGUAGUUGUUUCUACUCAGAUGACCCAGGCACUGAGCAUCGUCACUGCCUGUUCGCCCCAGUUCAAACCGUUCCUUGACAGCCUUCGGUCCUCGGGAAUGAUUUUGGGAGGAUCAAGCUAUGGGAGCCGACAGAGAACCUAUGCUGGAACUACCUACAAGGUAUCGCGUGGUCAUCGCACUGGAGAGACACCCAGUGAGACGCAUGAGCUUGUCACUAUGCCGGCAGACACCGUCAACCAGACUACUGUGACAUACUCACCGGAUUGUGAUGCCGAAAGCCAAACCAGUCAGUCUCGAAUUAUUCGCGAGGUUCGAACAUGGACUGUAACAGAGACCCGACGGGAUUAUGGCUAGAAUUAGUAUCUACUUACUCAAUAUUUAGCAAAAUUGAUCAAAAUGUACGUUAUCA
Messenger RNA from Penicillium brasilianum, 1578 nucleotides. NCBI's taxonomy places the organism in Eukaryota, Fungi, Ascomycota, Eurotiomycetes, Eurotiales, Aspergillaceae. The record is from the annotation of a GenBank genome assembly.